Messenger RNA from Scophthalmus maximus (turbot), 1398 nucleotides. It is a transcript of the gene vma21, whose product is annotated as vacuolar ATPase assembly factor VMA21. The record is from RefSeq and is a predicted model, not a curated record. NCBI's taxonomy places the organism in Eukaryota, Metazoa, Chordata, Actinopteri, Pleuronectiformes, Scophthalmidae. The coding region runs from base 144 to 443 and encodes 99 amino acids. Gene Ontology annotation, biological process: vacuolar proton-transporting V-type ATPase complex assembly. The transcript has 3 exons. Gene Ontology annotation, cellular component: endoplasmic reticulum membrane.
UCGUCAUGUGACGGUCCCGUGACUCCAUGCGGAAGAGGGGAUUUCAACAGUGAUAACCACAACACAGACAGGGCUAAUCGCUGACAUAAACUCACCCUGGUUUUUAUAUUCGUGUCUUCAUCCAGCCCACUAUCAGCCCAGCAAUGGACGGAUCUUCAGACGCCGCCGCGGGACCGCCGCCGUACUUAAGAGGAAACGAAAACUCGAUGGUUUCCGCCCUCAAGACACUGCUGUUCUUCACCAUCAUGAUGGUCACGUUACCCAUCGGACUGUACUUCGCGUCAAAGGCCUACAUCUUUGAGGGUUCCAUGAAGAUGUCGAGCUCCGACAGCUACUUCUAUGCAGCCAUUGUCGCUGUGCUCGCCGUGCAUGUCGUUCUGGCUUUGUUUGUUUACGUGGCCUGGAACGAAGGCACACCUAAAGGGAAGGGCAAACACGAUUAAGGCACGUCCUUAUGAGCCGGAGGAGACGGAUAGACGUGGAAAUUCAGAGCCCGGCCCCCCCUCCAGCACCAUGGGCUCCAGCAGUAAACAUGACGACAUCUACCAAGCUGACAGUUCUGGGAUCUGGUUUGAUCUUAGGCUUUAACCCCAAGGUUAAUCUGCUGUGUAUUCCCUGGCAUGGGGGAGUGAAGGCAGUCGGUGUGUGUGUAGUCUUUGUUUUGUUUUUAUUUUCCCACCAGCCUCAGCAGGCCUGCUUUUUGACUUUUUUUGUUUCAUGAAAAUGUUACUUUUGUUGAAAGAGGGCAGCCCAUAAUUUUUAAAGAGGUUUUCUUAUAAGCUGCCAUUUGGCUUAGUGCUGUAAAGAGUUUGGCACGUAGGGAAACAUCUUGGGAUUUUGAUGAUGCACGCACACACACACACACACACACACACACACACACACACACACACACACACACACACACACACACACACACACACACACACACACACACACAGAGUAUGUACUUGUAAUGUGUAUGUUUGAGGGAUUUGUUUCCAAAAUACUCCACCCCAUCCAUUCUGUGAGAAUCUGUGCUACUGAAUAAAUCAUUCUGUCCUCGAAUUUCAGUUCUGAUCUGCAUCCAUUUAAAGAUGAUUCUUAUCCCAAUAUAAACCCAUAAUGUGCUUAACUUGAAUGCCGUAUUUUGGAACAAACUCCUCAUGACGUCUUGUCCUUAAAAUAAUCUGAUUCAUCCGUUUGUCCUUGUAAAAGUUUUUUUUUCUUCCGCUUUUAAUGUUUGUACUGUGGUGAAAUUUUAUUUUGGAACUUUUGAAAUAGGGAAUUGAUGCAAGAUCGAACUGUAUUUAAAUGAAUGUUUUGAAUUGAAGGUGUGUAAUGAGCUUGAUGAUGUAAAUGUCAAUGAAGUCAGUGUGAUUCAGAUGAAGAUUUGCUCAAAUAAACUUGAAAAACAAA